Messenger RNA from Bemisia tabaci, 9195 nucleotides. The record is from RefSeq and is a predicted model, not a curated record. Lineage: Eukaryota; Metazoa; Arthropoda; Insecta; Hemiptera; Aleyrodidae.
UGUUCCCAGGCGUGCGGAUAUUUCCGCGCCGCGCGGACAUUCCCUAUACCCGCGCGGACAGCGUACGGACAAAAACCUUAUGGGAAAAUUUUUCCCUAUCUUAUUUUGUCCGUACGCUCGCCCGGCCCUGUCCGUGCGUCUGUUUAUCCGCUUUUCUUUGCAAUAUUUAUUACUUUUGCAGGACAUAGGUACUUGAAUGUCACAAGAGAUCAAGAGAACAUCAACAUCAUCAACAAAACAACAAAACAGCCGGAACCGGAAACGGAAUUCACGGAACACGGACGGAGCACGGAGCGGCACGGAUAUACACGAGCCUCCCCGAGUUCAUCCGGAGAGCGUACGGACAUUUUAAGAUAGGAGCACCUGGGAACACUGAAGGAAUUCCUCUUUUGCAUUCGCCAUCUUGUGUCUCUUGCGUCUCUGAAGUAAAAGCGUCAGUGUCCUUGUUAGAAUAGAAGUAACACCAUGAAUUGUGAAAAUAAUAAAGUUAAGUGAAAUGUGCCGUCUGCAGCAACUACUAUAUCUUACAAACGGAAGAAAUGUUUCUUUGACGGAUUUUCUCCUUUGGUAAAAUUGGAACUCAAAAUGUCAGACGCACAAGCACAGGCAGCUGAAUACGAGUCGUCCUUAGGGGACUUGACGGUAAACAGCAAGCCUCUAAUCAAUGUACUCACAAUGCUCGCAGAAGAGAACAUUGCUAUUGCUCCUUUGAUCGUCAAAGCUAUAGAAAACCACAUCCAAACGGUCUCUGGGGAUGUGAAGUUACCAGCUCUGUAUUUAGUGGAUUCAAUUUUGAAAAAUGUGGGCAAAGAUUACACAAAUCUGUUUCUGCGGAAUCUUGUUUCGAUGUUUUGCGGAGCUUUUGAAAAGGUGGACGAGAAGACAAGGUCUCAGAUGUUUAAAUUACGUUCAACUUGGACGAAUGUGUUACCACCUAUGAUUCUUUAUGAACUUGAUACCAAAGUUUGUACCAUCGAUCCAGCCUGGCCUGUGGGUCCACCGCCUCCUAUUCCGCAUAUCGCCUCUAGCAACAAUCGCAUUCAUCUCAAUCCAAAAUUUUUAAAUGCAACUACACCCUCACCAAGUGCUGCACCUAGUAAAAAAUCCAUUUUUUCUCCAACUCCAAUUGGAACUCCAUCUGUCGCCAAAACCCCAGAACAAACCAUGUCUGCCGAAGAAUUGAAAAUUCAGAAAAAGAAGCUGGCUGAAUUAGAAGAACUCAAUAAGUUUCUUGACUCAAAUAUCAAAGCAGGGCAGCAGCAGAUAAAGUCGAAGCAGCAGGUUGCCAGUUACCCUGUCGGAAUCACAAACAUUGAACAGCUUGAGAAACUGGUUGCCACUUGCGAAGCAGAGUUAGGAGCCCUCAUACUAAAAUGUUCAGAACUAUCCAAGUCUCCCAAAAAUAUGGAUGCUCUCAAAGAAGCUAUGCUGAAGAAAAAGCUUCUGACCGAUAUGCUCAAAACGUUGAAAAGGAAACAACCAGUUUCUUCAGCACCACUCACAACAGUCACAUCCAGCAAGCCAGUGGUUGCAUCAACAGCAGUUGCACCCCAUGCCUCAAGUUCCCUGGCAACAGACCUCAGUAGCUCUAGUCCUAAAUCUUUGGCUGUCCCUGUUCCUAGCAAAUUAGCAGCUUCAUCUGGUCAUAGGCAAGAGACGAUGAAUGUGGAUGAAGUUACCUCAAUCUCUUGUGACUCCACCUCGCUUUCAAAGCAGCAAUCGCCCCGAGCAAAGUCUGUGGCUGCACCCUCACAAGCCCCUCGUGUCGCAAUUAGCCCCGCUAGCUCUCUUCUCAUAAACGCUGCUCAACGUGUGAGGGACCCGCGUCUGAGGAAGUUAAAGGACAGCAAAUCGGGAGGAACGUCUCCUCCGGUUUCGUCUCCUGUAUCCUCACCUGCUGAAAGCAACUGCGCUAUCAACAAUGGUGCCCCCUCCAGUCCAAGGAAAGGGGUAGUGGAUGCUGCGAAGGAAGAAGCUGAUGCACUGAAACCUGAGAAAAGUACCGAACGAAGCAAAGAUAAGGAAAAGCGUAGGAAAUCGAAAAAGUCUAGUAAAACUGAUACACAUCCUUCUAGUCCUAAAGGAAGUCCAAAAACAGAUAAACUUGAGUCAGAAGAAAGUGCCAGUACAGAUCUCAAGAAGAGUUGCUCGGAUGAGCUCAUACAAAAAGCUAUGAGCAGUCCUGUGGUGGCCCCCGCACUCCUGAAGACCGAGAUGAUAUUAAAACCUCCUCAAGAUGUUGAUUUGCGAGUGCUGCCUACCUCACCCAAGAAAAGAGUGUCCGACAACAAAAGUGAAGAGCCACCUACAAAGAAAAACAAAGCUGAAAUGUACAACAUGUUAUUUGGAAAUGAGGAUGUGGAUCUCCGCCAGGAUGUCGAUUUAAGGCUUCCUGUAACAGGAGUCCCUCUACUUGUCUCUUCUAUAUCCGCUCCUACGCAACACUUAGCCACAGCAGCAGUGUUUGAUAGUUCAAUGACCAUGUCAACAGCUUCUUCUCCCAAGGCUGUUGCUCCCGUCACUAUUGCUCAGCGUCCGGAAACAUCCAAAACCAGUAAACCGUCAUCCAGCAGUACCUCAUCUCCAAAGCGAGAAUCUGCAAAAGAAUCUUCCCGUCCUAGUAGUUCUAAAUCAAAAGCAGAAUCCAAAAAGUCCUCUGAAAAAUCUGCUUCAUCUAGGAGAGCUAAAAAGUCACCAUCUCCUCCUCUAUCCAAGACGCCCUCUCCUCCUCCUCCACCCAUAAUAUCUAUGAAGCGGGACUCACCUCUCAAGGAGUCAACAAAAGAGAACUCUCGGUCAUGGGCUAAGUACAAGGAAGUGAAACCGGACAAGUUCAAGUCUCCGUAUAGAAUUCCAACGAAAAGAUUCAAUCCCAGGCUGGAACGCCCUAUCGAACCCAACAAACUAGAUCAUAUAAUUCAGCACCAGUCACCUCUAAGUUACCGCUCUGAGUUAGAUGCAGGCAAAGAAACUCGCAGCUACUUGGAUAAUCAACACCUAAAUAUGAACACGUAUCGCAGCUCAUAUUACACAGACAUGAAUCAUUCUAAUGACAUUUCGUCAAUCGGUGAGCGACGGCCUAAAACAAUGGCAGAUAUGAAAGCAGAACCUCUAGAUGAAGGGUCAAGAGCUCCUGAGCCAUAUCAGCCAGAACUUAGGAUGUCUGAACCAGUAUCUGUCAAGAUGGAACAAUGUCUUGAGCCUUAUACCUCUCCUAAAAUGGAAACAGAGCCUGGAUCAGAAGUUCCAGUGGUGCUUCCAGAACCUCCGAAACCACCAGCCACACUGCUGCCCCCACUCCCCCAACCGCCUCAACCACUCCCAAUGCCUCAACAUUAUCCAGCCCCUCUUCUUCAACCUCCAAUAGUGCCUGUCCGUCCAAUGGUUCAUCCUCAAGGUCCGUUGAGGCAUGAUCUAGUAGAUCAUCCCGAAAGAUCGCGGAUGAUGCUUGAUCACCCUGAAAGGCCAAGGAUGAUGAAUCACCAGGAGAGACCUAGAAUGAUGCUGGAUCAUCAGGAGAGGCAUCCAUUCCCAAGGCCUAACUUCAAUUUCAACCAUCAUCCUGGUAUGAGACCUAGUCAUUUAUUUGUUGGACCUGGGCGCCCACCUCUAAGACUAUCCUGUGAUUUUGCACCUACAAACCCCAAAUUGCUAGAAAUUUGUGCAUUAGAUGUAAUGACCACGAUCAACAUUGACGGUGUUCCUAGAGAGAUACGCUUUUAUGGACUGACAGCAGUUGUGUUUCUUUCAAAUGAUGAUCCAAGAGAAAUACGCUUCCAAGAAGGUUAUAGAAACGUUUUAUUCAAUGAUGAAGAUUCCAUACGAUUGAAAUUGAAUGACGAAGCUGUAGACUUUGAACUAGAUGGAAAAAUUCAUAAAAUUCGAUUAGGUGCUCCAACUAGAGAAUUAUAUAUAGAUGGUAAAGGAUUUUCUCUUGGAUGGAAUACUGAACCUACGCCAAUUUUUAUUGAUGGGAAAGAGCAUCAUGUCCAGCUAGAAGGUGAACCACCUCCAGUCACGAUCCUACCAGAAAAGCGGCUUGAUCUAGUCGCAGGGAAAAUAAAUUUGGUCGUCGAUGGAGAGCAAUUGAUAACAAUGUAUCUAGACUACAAACCACAGAGGUUUGACAUUGAUGGUGUACCAUAUGUGCUACAGUUUAUGAACGCUUUAAAAAGAGUGAAAAUCAACAAUCGAGUGUUCAAUACUGAUUUUGGGGGUAAACCGAAACCUUUUGUCUUCCAUGGAAUCAGACACUUCCUCCGGCUUUCAGCACUACCAAAAGGAAUUGUGCCGGGCGAAGUAAAACUGUAUGGCAUGGAGGACGUAGUCAGCCCCCCUGUUCCUCCUGCUGGAUCUCAUCCUCCGCUGAGACAGGAAGAUGGAGCACCUCAUCCAUCUUCAGAUCAUAUAGGUGAUAGACCUGAUCACAGACGGAUGUCUUCACGCCAUCGUUCAAAAUUAGGCCCUCAAGAUAAGCAUUUUGCUGUAGAGUCAAGGAAUGAACGAAGACCCAGGCAUGAAGUGGACAAACACAGUAAUAGUGGAGCGUCAGAUGGAUUCUCUGGAUCUCAUUCCACAUCUCACAGUAAAUCUAAUCAAGAUAAUGAAAACUCCAAUGAAUCUUCUACCUCAAGUAAAACUACAUCAUUCCUUGGAGAGUUACCAAGUUACUCUGUUACUGAGUUGGUCCAAAAAUUGUUUGCUAAAGGUAUGCUAGGUAAGGCUGUUGAAGAAAAGAAAGAAGAAACUCCCAAGGCUGUUGAUUCAGAAUUAAAGCAAGUAGAUUUCACGAAACCUGAAACAUUAAAAGUGAGGCAACCAGCAAUGAUCACCAAAUUGUAUUCAGGACAGCAGUGCAGCACAUGCGGUUUAAGAUUCUUAGAUGGAUUAACUGACAAAUACAGUCAACACUUAGAUUGGCAUUAUCGACAAAAUAGACGGAAAAAAGAUAUGGCACACACAGUUCAAAGUCGACAGUGGUACUACGAUAUAUCAGACUGGAUUCAAUUUGAAGAAAUCGAGAUCCUAGAAGAAAGAGCCCAGAGUUGGUUUGAGUCUCAGGUGAUCGAUGAAGAGGGCCGAGAGAUUCCAGGAGAACUGGUGAGUGUGCCUGCUGGUAGCGACUUAGCUGAAGGUGUCUGUGUACACUGCCAUGAUCCUUUUGAGUUGUUCUACCAUGCAGAAGCCGAAGAGUGGCAUUUUCGGCAUGCCAUUUGCGUCGAUAAGAAGUUGUAUCAUCCUGUUUGUCAUCAAGAUUGGCUGUUGUCAUUAGAGGUGGAGGCUGAAAAUGCACGUAAAGAGUUAGAAGAAUUAGAGACCAAGAAAUUAGAAGAAGAAAAGAAAAAGGAAGAAGAAAAGAGGAUAGAAGAAGAGAAAAAGAAAGAGGAAGAAAUAAAGAAAGAAGAAGAAUUGAAAAUGGAGGAAGAAAAAGGAAAAGAAAGUGUAUCAGUGAAAACUGAAGUGACAGAAAGCGACUCUGAAAUGACUGGUAAUGAUGCUGUGAAGUCAGAAACGGAAGUGAAAAUAGAGAGUAAUUCAGGCUCCGGUGCUGUGGAAGAGCUGGUCGUUACCAUCAAAGAGGAACCAAUGGAAAUUUCAGUUGAAGAAGGUGACUCCUCCAAAAUGAAAACAGAUGUUGACUCAGAGGCAACUGCAGAGCAGCCAAAAGAGGAGAUACUGGAGAAAAUGGAAACAGAAGACUCAGAUUUACAAACAGAAGUAGUUAUUGCUAACAUAGAAAUUAAAAAAGAAGAUACAGAUUUGAACGUGGUGGCAGAUUCCCAAGUUGAUACAACAUACGCUGGUGUCACCAGUUCUAUAGAUGGGAAUGUUGAAUUAAAAGAGUCCUCACAAGAGACUGUUCGAUCUUCUGGCAAGAUCAAAAUAAACAUCUCCAAACCAGUCCUUUCCCCUGCAAUCCCAGAGGAACCAGUUGAACCGGAGCCGAUGGCCGAAGAGUCUGAACCAAUAGGCGAGCCAGCAUCAGGUGUAACCAUUGACCCUAACGAACCGUUCCCACCUGGCCUCGAACCAACUGAACCUGUAGUUAAAUUGAAGCCGCGCUUAGUCGGUAGGAAGUUAACAGAGUACCCUCCGAUAUCCAAAGGCACUGAGCUCUCUGGUUUGUGUUCAAUCAUGUAAUUCAACUAGCGCAAAGGGACCUCAAAAUUCACAAGAUCUCAAGUGAUAAAAACACUAUUUAUUUUUACCAGCUAACUUGAAACUCGACGGUUUAAACCCAUGUGUGUCAAGAUUUAAUGUCACAGGUUGGACGGCCAAAGACUCAAACAGAGGUCACUCCCUUGACUCUCAUUGAGUGUAAAAGAACUUUUUUUUUUUUUGUUUUGCGUUAAUAUAGCAAUGCUCAUUUGGCUUGUCAAUAGUUUGAUGUGAGGAAAAAAAGAUUUUAGAAACCACACCGAGACAGAAUUUACUCAAAGUGACAUUUUGCACUCCUGCCAGGUAGAAUUUCACAUCAAAUAAUGAUAUAAGCCACUGUCAAACGAUUAUUUCCAGCAUAUUUCUACAUCAUUUUCUGAUGUCAUCUUGGUGGAAAAUUUUAGUCUGGUUGAAUCAAAAUGAAAUUUUCCUCUAGUCUUAUGCAAUAUUUUUAAAUGAGUUUUAAAAAAAUUCAAAACAAACAUUUUUAAUUUUUCACGCUGAAACAAAGUUAAAAUUGACUUUCUUUCAAUUCAAUACUGCUGCAUUUUACUUGUUGAUGAGCAUUACUCGAAGGAAGAAACUAUUGAAAAGUCAACUGAGCUUGCUUAUUAACUCACUGUAAGAUGUGAGUGUACUUAUUUUUUCUCAAUUAUUAGCUUCGUUUUUUACAUUAAAAUAUAUUUUUCUUGACAGGAAAGAGGCGGGGGAAAAAUAAGAAAAAGUUCAAGAGAAGGAACUUUAGUAAUGUACAUUCUCUUCUGAAAUUGACAGGUCCCAACAUUUUGAAAAUGUGGACUUGAAUGCAUAAAAUGUGGGGUGUGAAGUAAAGCCCAUAAAACUUGCAAAGUUAAGCUUUUUUUAAUUGCACCUCACUAAAAAAUUUUUGUUUCCUCCCACAAAAGAUCUUCAAUUUGCAUGUACGAUUAAAAAAAUAAUCUCCUAAAUUUUAGCAAAGAAAACUUUAUAUCUCAUAAAUUUUAUUUGUUAAUAACUUAGUCGUUUGAAAGUAGAGUAGUAAAACAGAUUUUGAGGGAUAUAUUACUGAAGCUAGUACACUCUUAUCUUACAAUGACAUCCAUUGUGUAAUGUUACUGCUGCAAAUUUUGUUAUACAUUUCUGACUGCAGUACAAGAUCCCUACAAUUUACUCACUGUACACUGUAAUGUAACUUAAUAUUUUCUCAUUAUCAAUUUCAUUUUUGUCAGACGUCAAAUCCAAAGUUAGUUGAAAAACUAAAAAAGUCUUGCUCGGAAACAUUAAUACUGUGGUCUGUCUUCAGUCCAGAUUUGUGUACAUUCUGAGCUUUUGAGACCCUAAAAAAAGAUUGCUUGGAAGAAGAGCUCACCUCGCUCUUCCUAAAUUUUAUAUCCUUUACUAAAAGCCCAGAACGUUCUCUUUUAAAACUUUAUUGCUCAAUCAAAUGCAAGCAAUCAAUGCAUUAAUGCAAUUUUAAUGAUUCUUAAAAAAGUUGAGCGCCCGGAAGUGCUGUUGACAGAUGUAUGGAGAUUUCAGAAAGAGUAUCUAAUACGAUAAAAAUGAAAGGAAUUGACAUCCCAAAAAUACAGCGUAUUCUUCUCAGUUUUUAUCAUUUGAAAUAUCUCAAAUGCGCAGUACAUCAAUUUUAUCAAAUCUUUUCAAGUUUCAGGAGUGACACCUGAAACUGGUUGGCUCCAUUCUCGAAUCUCUGUUACGUUUUUUAAACUUAUUUUUUUUGUUUAAAUUGUAUGAAAGUGAAGAAAAUGAAGUUAGAGAAAAUUACGUAACUCUUUCCAUCAGUUUGAUAGAAAGAAAAAUUUAAGAAAAGGGGGGAAAACAUAUGUUUAACGUAAACAAUUUUGUUUUACAGCUGUCUUUUCCUUCUUUUUUUAAGUUUUUAUUCUAUUUAUAUCAUAAUUGUGUCUGACAGUGAUGUUGAUAGUCCAAGUGCAAAACUAUUGUGAUGUUCAGAAAUCUGUGCUCCAAUAUUAUUUUUUCAAAGAGGAGCAUGUCAAUUUUAUAGUUUAAAAUUAAUUCAGAAUAUUCUGCUAACAGAGACUAAAAACCAAGGAAGUUUUCAAGAUAUUAAGUUGACUUUUUUUCCAAAGAGAAGAUAAAGUAUGACUUGAAGUCCAGAACAUUGCAAACGGAGUUAUGUGUUUCGCACUUUGGCCAUUGAUAUAAUCCACUCUUGCAGCUCCUUUAACUAGUGUGUUCUUUUGUCUUGCUUAGGCUCAUCCCAUUGGUUGUAAAUUUUUGCUCAAAUGUCUCAAUUUCAGAGAUUUAGAUUGUAUGUACUGAUGCUGAAAUGACAAGCCUGCAAAUUUUGGGUCAAAAUUGUUUCUGAACUAAAAAAAAAAGAACUCUGGUGUAUUUUCAAGAGAUCAGUUUGGAAUAAACAUCAAAAAUAUCCUAUCGCCCAAAAAAUGUCUGGAAAAUAUGAUCUUCUCUAAAAAAAGUCCUUCUUAUAGCAGAGAGUUCAAAGUCUCUGGAAAAUCCUGACUUGAUUGAAUUUAUUUGAUAUUUUUCCCAAACUCAAUUCAAAAAAUUAGAAAGGACUGCCUAAUUAUCUCAAAAAAUAGACAUGACCCUAAAUUUGUAGGUCCAUGCAAUCGUAUUAUCAGUCAGUUUUAAGAAUCAUGUAACAAUUUUUAGGCCUUAUCUUGGCUUUAGGCACUAAUUCACUGAAGUUUGAAGAAAACCAUCAUCUUCUCCAAUCAUUGUUUGAAGUGGAUCAUUCUUCAGUAUUGUGUAAAGACCUCAAGCACUGAAUAUUUGAACAUCAUCCUCCCAGAAUUGAUUGUUAUCCUGUUGCUGAGUCGUACAUGUUUUUCUUUUCCUUUCCCCCCCUCUCUCUCAUUUAUUUUUUCUUUUCUUUUUUUUACUGCAAAGUGUGCUUUUUGGUCUAGGAAUUAGUUAAAAUGAUUUCAAAAGAAGUUAUACUUUCUUUGUGUUUUUCCUUGCUGAUUCUAAUCACUAUUUAUGGAGAAAUAAUAAUUGUGAUUUAAUUUUUACAUGAUAAAAUGUCAAUGUGAUAUAUUUUUGUGAAUUUCUCUA